Molecule: messenger RNA, 1551 nt
Organism: Drosophila virilis
Lineage: Eukaryota; Metazoa; Arthropoda; Insecta; Diptera; Drosophilidae
Product: shugoshin
Biological process (GO): meiotic chromosome segregation
Cellular component (GO): nucleus; chromosome, centromeric region
Source: RefSeq, a predicted model, not a curated record
GAUGCCACAUUAAGCAUCGACGCCAAACUCAAAAUAGUCUUUGCCUGGCGCUGUGUAUUUAUAUUGAUGGGAUAAUGGAGCAGUACAAAUUAAUAAACGCUGAAUUGAUGGAUCAGGUGCAGAAGCAACGAAUAACUAUUGGAGAAUUGCGUAAAGUCGAGGUAUACCUCCAAAGGCAGUUGCUAGAAGAACGUGAAAUGCGUUUGGCCGACGCACAGUAUAACGAAAACAAACUGAAGUGCGCACUCAGGACAUUCAUGAACUCCCUAGAUGUGAAUUUGGACGGAAACAGUGAUUAUCCUACAACGCGAACUUCAGCGGCAUCAGAUAAUGUUAGGCACAGCCACUACAGUAGUAGCCAAGCCUGUUCCGUGUUGCGCCGUUCCAGCGCCCUGCUUCAAAGAAGUCUGGCCGUAUCACCUACAAGACGAAGUCGGAGUCGAAGUCUAAGUUCUUGUAGUGUCACUAGCCAUGAGGAAAUCAGAGAGUCGAGUCCUGUAAAAGAAACAUUGGUAAUCGCCAGGAAAACACCAGAACCACGGCACUUGGUAGAGCUGCAGGGAAACAUGGACUCGCCCGAAUUCCUAGAAGCAGGUACAUCAGUUGCUGCUUCACCAGACAAGUUGGUGGUGUCUCCAACGCCAGUCGCUGAUAUGUAUUCUAUUAUUGAAGAGAGCGAUAGUGAGGAUAACACUUUGUCCUUGUCACCUAAAUUGCAUGAGACACAGAAACUAAGGGCCUCGAGCAGCAGCAUGGAGAUCUCCCCGUUGCCUCUGCGCGAUUUGACCAACAAAACAGAUAGUCUGAUUCCCAGUCUAAAGAUCACAAAAGCACAUUGUGUAGCGCCAUCCACGCAAGAUGAGACUGAGAACACUAUGAAAGAUCCAAGCAUAGAGCAUGCAAAAUGUGAUUUCCAGCAAAGUUAUCUUACGGAUAGCCAAAGGAUUACAUCAGCGCACUGUAGAUCAUCGCGUGUCCACAAAAAUGACACUAAGAGCGACAGUCUGGAGCCAAGCAUAGAACACGUAAGACUGGCUGCUCAAACGAGUUCAUCGAUGCAUGUGAUAAUUCAGUGCCCCUCUCCAAAUGCGGGGCCAGCACUAACGCCACGCCGUAGUCAAUUAAACUUUAGCAAUUUCAACGGAAUAUCUAAUCGACCAGGCGAUAGCAGCACACCACGGCGAGAACAAGAAACUACUAAUUGGAUACCUGCCUCUGCAAAGGCGAAACCCAAACGCACAAACAGCACAAAUAGCAGGGCGGAUCAGUCUAGUACUGACUGCUCGUUGUCUGGUCGUCCCAGUCGUAGCUGUCGGCCCAAGUCGCUUAAGGAACCUAAAUUAAAUUCCAAAAUGCGAAAUGAGGCACUAACCAAAUAAUAAUUAGUUUAAUAAUGAUAUUCAAAAAAAUGAGUUCACUUGUAAGCAUUCUGCGUUCCUUAGAGAACCAUCGCCAGGAAGAUACUUUGAAGGAUUUUAUAGCGGUUUACAAAUGUAAAAUAUGUUGAUUAUAAAAUACAUUGGCAAAAGCAAUUAUGCAAACUGUGUCUAA